Musca domestica (house fly) is the source of this 5336-nucleotide messenger RNA. Its product is annotated as transmembrane protein 245. The transcript is spliced from 9 exons. The record is from RefSeq and is a predicted model, not a curated record. Lineage: Eukaryota; Metazoa; Arthropoda; Insecta; Diptera; Muscidae. Bases 666 to 3164 code for a protein of 832 amino acids.
UUCGUAAACAACAGAGAUCCCUCGGGUUAUGAAUUACAUUCAUUCGUAAACAAACAGAUUUUGCUUUCUUGUUCUUUUUUAUCGGGCGUUCCUUUUUGAUUUCUUAUUUGUUUUGUUCGAAAAGUCCACUAAGAAGCUUAUCGUGGGGAGCGAGUUAAAUAUAUAAAACAUUUAAUGUUAAAAAAAUUGCAAAUAUUUGUGGAUUUUUACAUUUACUGCUACUGGUGAUUUCGAAAAAAAAAUCUAAUCUAAAAUUAAAUUCAAGCAAGUAGAAUGUUGCAACAUUACAGUGGCCAAAAAUAAAAAUAUCUCAAACGAAAGAAAAAAGUGACGUCAUAUGGCAAAGAAAAAUUAUUCAUUCCAAAAAUGUUUCUGUAUCCAAUUAUAAACUAGUCAGUGGCAGAAGAAUCGUUUGAUAACACGGAACAUUAAGCGUGUUGUGUUUUGUUAUAGUUCAGAUUGAAAAUAGUAAUUAAAUUACUUUACAUGGCAAUGUUAUCUUGCUAUUGCUCCUAGCUGAUUCCAGACCAGAGACACUGGGUAGAUGAAAAUUACUGGAUAUUACUUUGAUGAUACGAGUGGUAAUUUGAACUGUAAUUGAUCGUUCAACUACAAAAAUUUGAUUCAAAGGCAAACCAAAUCGAAAUAUUUCCAAUUACUACAUAAUGCAUCGAUCCGAUUCAAUACGAAGGGAUCGUUCCUUCGAUAGUGUUCUGAAUAAAUUAAUGCGUAUACGAUCGCAGAAUCAUGAAAGUUUUAAAGCAGCCAUGUAUAAUUUCCUCAUCGCAGCGGGUGUUGCUGCAUUUGUGGCGGUAUGUUUUAUACUUGGACCGUUUGUACGGCCCCUUCUGUGGGCCUUCUUAAUGGGUGCUGUAUUGUUUCCAUUUAAACGGAAACUGGCACAAUUACUGAACGGUUGGUUUGAAAAACUCGAAGAACGUGAUUCCAAUGUCUUUGUUUCGCUGUGUCUGGCCCCUUUGGAGGCUACCGAAAGUUGCGGUAGUUUUUUGGUGAAUUGGCUGAAAGUUCAUUGGCAAGUUAUAACAGCAGGUGUAGGUAUUGCAACCUGUAUAAAACUAUUGGUUUUAUAUGCUCCCAAAGGGUUUUUGUGUGCCAUUUGGCGUUUGAUUGUAUUCUCGCACUCGUUGUUUGUCCAGCUCAUAGGCUAUUUGAAUAUUUAUUUGUUGGUGGCCAUAAUUGCUGUCUACCUUACCUCGGUCUAUUUCUUUUGGAAAGAAGCGAAUAGCAAUCGUUUUGUAAUUGCGGGUCAAUCUUUGUGGAUUGCCAUUGUCUCAUAUGGUUGUAGCUUUUUGGGAGCCUUACAAGUUCCUGCCUUCAUAUUGAUUAUGUUAUAUGUUGGAGCCUCUAUUGUCUAUCAUUUGCAAAAUACUGAAGAAUCCAGUUCUAUGGUUGAGAAAGUAAAAAAAUUGCUUGAUCGAUCGGAUUUUGAAAAAUCCAUAAAUUCCCUACGUUUGCAAAAUAAAAAACAAAGUCUACACUCAGAUAUUGAAGAUGUCUCGUUUAGUGAAACCAUGGAUUCAAUGGAAACUUUAGAGGCAUACGAAGAUCAUGGUGACCACAAGGAACAUAAUGAUGACGAUGAACCCCAAAUGAGUGGCACAUAUUUUAAAUUUCUCUUUUAUGCUUGCAUGGCAACAUUUUUAUAUCGCAAUGUUUGGAUGUUUAUAUUGGCUUUAAUACCCAUGUUUAUGCAUUUACUUUACCAACUGGGCAUAUACACGGGAUUUACGGAUUUUGUGACGGAAAAGUUAAAUGAUAUCUACAACAAAUUGAAGUCUUGGGCCAUAGUACAUCAUUCGGCUGUUUUGCCUUUGUGUCUUCCUGGUGUCUUGGAAUUGAACUACAAAAUCAAUGGCAUCAUUCGCAACUCUCUCAAAUCUUCAGUGGACUUGGUCACUUCUAUUCUAAUGAUAAUUCUUAUGAUCCUUAUUAUUGUGUUCUUGGGUGUAUUCUUUUGUGUCAACAUUUAUUCUGAAACUAUUGAGGUGGCCUAUUUGGGCAAAGAUUUAAUUAACAAAACAAUUACUGAUCGCCCAGAAUUGAUUGAUAUUUUACCAGCAAAUAUUCAAUCAUCAUUGGAUGAUGCUUUGGAUAAUGCCCAUCAUUAUGGACGGCGUAAAAUUGAAACCUAUAUUGAUGAUUGGUUAACUGAUGCUGACCCGGUACAUGCAACCAAAUUAAAGGAGCAAAUAUUAGAUGUUUGGGAUCGUCUCAUACAGUACUGGAUAGAUUUCAAUAAAUCAGAUUCCUAUGGGCCACGUGUUCCCACGGAUGCCUUGAAAACUACAUUUGGUGAAAUUGUCGAUAAUCCUGGACAUUUUAAAGAGCUAGUUUUAGUGGCGAAACAGGGCAUCAUUGGCUGGGCCAAAAGCAAUACACAAACCAUAAUGGAAGUGGCUGAAUCGCUGUGGCAUAUUAUACGUACGAAUCUGUCAAUGAUUAUGGCGUUUACGGGAGAAAUUAUAUCGCUGGUAUUGUCGGGAGGACAGGCCUGUGUUGAAUUUAUUUUGGAUAUGAUUGUUUUCUUUACGGCUCUGUUUUAUUUGUUAUCGAGUAGUCAAACGAAAUAUGCUCCCCUCCAAGUUACCAAAUACAUUGGCUUCUCUUCGUCAGGCUCUAAAAUUGCUGAUGCCUUGGAAAAUUCAAUAUCCGGUGUAUUAAUAUCAAUGUUCAAGUGUUCGCUGUUUACGGGCCUCUUUACAUGGCUGGUACAUACCGUAUUUGGAGCGCGCAUUGUGUUUUUACCCUCCGCAUUGGCAGCUAUUUUAUCUGCUGCCCCCUUUUUGGGUUCUUAUUGGUGUUCGCUGCCGGCUCUUUUGGAGUUAUGGUUGGCCCAGGAUCGCCUUUAUGCUGGCAUUGCAUUAUUUUUACUACAAUUCUUUGUGCCGCCUUAUUUCGAGGCAGCCAUUUAUGCUGAAAUGAAGGGGGGUGGUCAUCCAUAUUUAACCGGCUUGGCAAUUGCUGGUGGCAUGUACUGGAUUGGUUGGCAGGGUGCCAUAUUUGGACCAUUAUUGUUAUGCUUCUUUAUUGGUUUAUUUGAAGUUGCAGCUGUAGCCAUGCGUUCAAACGGAGAUGUCAGACGUAGCUCUGAUGAAGAUACUCGUACAACUGUACGUCGUCAUUCCUUUUGUUAUUACUACUAAAACAACUAAAACAAAAACAGAAACAAACCAAAAACUUUUAUUUAAAAAAUUGUCUUAUUUUGAAAACAAAUUGUGGAUUUAAAUAAAUGUUUUAUUAACGUUUUUCUAAAAUUACUACCACCACUACGACUUCUUCUACUACUACAAUUACUAAACAUCUACACUAAUACUCUUUGAAUUUGACAACGAAUGAAUUUAAAUACAAAAUAUUUAUUUAUUUAAUACUGGUUAAAACCAAAACAGUACUUAUUAAAGUAUGAAUGUAUUCCAAAAAACAUGACGAUCACUUAUUAACAAAAAUGUUGUAUACAAUAUUAAAUUUUUAUUUUAUAUUUCACUACAAUACGAUGUAGUGUUAUUAGGUUACUAAAACACCGUCCGAUGUUUAAAUGUCGAUACAAUGGGUAAAAUGACAGUAUUGUAUAUAUACCCUACGCCACAUUGUGGUACAGAGUAUUAUGUCUUUGUGAAUUCGUUUGUAACAUGCUAAAGGAAACGAAAUAGACCAAUAAGUCCCAAUGAUGAUCUUCAUAGAAUCACAUUCUUUGUCGAUUUAUGCAUGUCCGUCCGUCUGUUUAUUUAUUUUUGUAAACAAAGUACAGGUCGCAUUUAUUUUUUGAUUGAGAUGAAAUUUUCCAAAAAUCAUUCAAAAAUCAUUUGUUAAUCAUUGAAAUUGGUGAUAAUCGGAUCAGAUUUUAAUAUAGCUCCCAUACAUAGUGUCGUCCGAUUUCAUAAGUAUUGUGCACCAGAUGCGUAAUAUCAAUCCGAACGAAAUCAAUUUUAGCAUAGACGGCCAUAUUCAGUCCAGAAGUAUGUCUGGUAAUUUUGGUGAAUAUCGGUUCAGAUUUAGAUAUAACUCCCAUAUAUAUAUUCUUCCAAAUGAAAUGAAUUUGGAUGAAUCCAAUUCAGAAGCAAGCACUUCAAAUUUGAUGAAAACUAGUUAAGAUAUAUUUAUAGCUAAGACCUUAUAUUCGUAUUAUGCACUCCACAACAAUGAUAUUUGUCAAAUUUGAUCGAUAUCGUUUGAGAUUUGGAUACAGCUUCCAUAUAUAUCUUCAUCCGAUUUGACGGUUAUUGGGCACCAUGGGACCCCAGCCCAAAAAAGAUGGAUUUUUGCACAUUCAACUGCAAAUAAGACAUUUGUUGAAACUCGGUUCCCAUAUAUUUAGAUCUUCGAUAAAUAUUUUUUAAUAUAAUCAUAUGAAACACUCUUUAACAAUAUUAUUUGGUUCGAGAGGUACAAAUGUCUUCGUAAUAUUUGGUGGAAAUCGAUUAAGAGUUGGGUAUACAUCCCAUAUAUUAGUAUCCUCCGAUUCCAAAGUAUAACUGGUCUAAAGCUAUAAUAUACGUUCAAAAAAGAUUCACAAUUGCUAUGAUCUACUUCCAUAAAUUCCCAAUAUAAAUAUUUUUGUUAUGCCCGACUUUUGACCUUUUUACUGUUUUUUUUUUUGACAAAGUUAUUUUUAAAACCAGAAUGCCUGUCUUUGGGAAGGAUUAAUUGUAAUCAAAGGAAGUGUAACCGAUCACAUAGGAGAAAAACAUUUUUUCGCAGAACAAUUAAAGUUGUUUCCAUGCAAGACUUAAAGGUCUUUUCAUAUAAGACCUGAAGAAUGUUCUUUAAACAUCUAACAUUCGAAAUUGUUUAGAACAUAUAUAUCAACAUGAAUUAAAAUAUAAACCAACUUUCUAAAAGGGCUGACAAGGGGUCAUGGGAUAUAUUAUGUUCUAACUAAAUCGGCUGGAAAUAUAAUACCGAUAAAUAAAUAUGUGAUACCAAUAGUGUUUACUGUAUUUUACCCACUGUACCGUUUAACAUUAUUUUUGGCCUGUGUAAAAUUUGUUUAGUUUGUUGUUUGUUUUUUUUUUUUUUUUGUAUUUCUGUAAUUCUUUAAUUGACAUUAAUUUUUAUUACUGAACAUACCCCUUCCAUUACCCUUCCCCUAAACAAAGUGAUAAUUUUUAUUUACCAGAAAAAAAAUGUAUAAAUGUUUCAAUUUUAUAAGUUUUCUUUCUUCCAAAAUCCUAAUUCCCUUCUUAUUUUGUUAAAAAAUUAAAAAACAACACACACGGUGUUUCCAAAAAGCACUACUACCUCGAAUAAAUAUAUUUGUAUGUAAUUAAAAUAAUUCAGUUGUAAUUAAAAGAAAUUAAAUUUCCAAACAAAACAAAAAA